Mytilus californianus (California mussel) is the source of this 486-nucleotide messenger RNA. RefSeq names its product intraflagellar transport protein 20 homolog B-like. Gene Ontology annotation, biological process: intraciliary transport; protein localization to cilium; centrosome localization. Gene Ontology annotation, cellular component: cilium; Golgi apparatus; centrosome. The coding region runs from base 33 to 431 and encodes 132 amino acids. The record is from RefSeq and is a predicted model, not a curated record. NCBI's taxonomy places the organism in Eukaryota, Metazoa, Mollusca, Bivalvia, Mytilida, Mytilidae. The transcript is spliced from 4 exons.
ACAACUUCCUUGACAUUCCAUUCUGUUUGAAGAUGGCAGACGAAGCUCUUUCUAGAGCUGGUUUACAUUUUGAUGAAAUUAACAAAAUUAGAGUCCUUGAACCUGAAGUAGCACAGCAAACACAAGAACUAAAAGAAGAAUGUCGAGAAUUUGUUGAAAAAAUUGGAGAUUUUCAGAAGAUUGUAGGAACUUUUAUAGAAGUUGUUGAUAAUGUUUCAAAAGAAGUAGAAAAAGAAAAAAUGAAGGCAAUAGGAUCUAGAAAUUUAUUAAAGUCUAUAGCAAAACAAAGAGAAGCACAACAACAACAGUUGCAAGCUUUAAUUACAGAAAAGAAAAUGCAAUUAGAGAGAUUACGAAUACAGCAUGAUGCCUUAAAAAAGACUGAAGAUGAUCAGAAAGAAUUCAUUGAACAAUUUUUAUUGCAGAAAUAGUCCAUUUGUUAUUGUAUAUGUUGUGAUAUUUAUAUUAUUAGAUUUUGAAAUUAAA